Molecule: messenger RNA, 1637 nt
Organism: Oncorhynchus keta (chum salmon)
Lineage: Eukaryota; Metazoa; Chordata; Actinopteri; Salmoniformes; Salmonidae
Product: golgin subfamily A member 6-like protein 22
Exons: 2
Coding region: 72-1637 (521 amino acids)
Source: RefSeq, a predicted model, not a curated record
GAGAAGAAGAGAGAAAGAAAGAGAUUGAAAGAGAGCACGAAGAAGAAAGAUGUAAACAGAAGCAAAUAGAGAUGGAAGAGGAAGAAAGAGAGAGGGAGAAAGAGAGACAGAAAGAUAUUGAAAGAGAGAAUGAAGAAGAACUAUUUGAACAGAAGCAAAAAGAGAUGGAAGAGGAAGAACGAGAAGAAGAGAGACAGAGAGAGAUCAAAAGAGAGAAUGAUGAAGAAAUAUGUAAACAGAUGCAAAAAGAUAUGAAAGAGGAAGUACAAGAGAAGGAGAAAGAGAGACAGAGAGAGAUCAAAAGAAAGAUAAUGGAAAAGAGACAAAAACAUAUCAGAGGAGAAGAAGAGAGACAGAAAGAGAUUGAAAGAGAGAAUGAAGAACAACUAUUUAAACAGAAGCAAAUAGAGAUGGAAGAUGAAGAACGAGAAGAAGAGAGACAGAGAGCGAUCGAAGAGAAAGAGAGACAGAGAGAGAUGGGAGAGAAAGAAAGACGACAACAACAAGAGGAGAGAAAGAUCAUGUUUGAGAGAGAUCAAGAAGAAGAAAAUAUAUGGAAACAGAAGCAAAUUGACAUGGAGAAGGAGGGAAGAGAGAGGGAGAACAAGAGACAGAGAGAGAUAGAAGAGAUACACAGACGACAACAACAAGAGGAGAGACAGAAACAAAAGGAGAAGGAGAAAGAAAGGGAGAAAGACAAUGACAAUCAGAGAGAGAUGGAAUUAAGAGAUCAGCAACAGAAAGAGAUGGAGAAAGACAAGAUGAUUAUGAGACAAAGGGAGGAAGCAGGAAGAAGAAAGGAGGGGCAGAAAAAUAUUUUAGGGGAAAUUGAGGGACAGAAUGAACUGGAGAUAGAACAGGAGAGAGAGAUUGAAGAAAAGCAGGAAGUGAUUAAGGAAGCAGAGGAAGAGUACGGGGAAAGAGAAGAGAGAGGAAAGGAAGUAAGCAUGAAGAAACAUGUAGUAGUUAAUGUUAAAGCAAAAGCACGGGAAGUUUUCAAUAGGCGUAAAGAGAGGAGGUUAGAAGUGUUGAAGGGGGAACGAGAACACAUAGAAAGAGGACAACAAAUCAGGAGGGAGAAGGAGGAAAGACGGCUGGAGAUGGAAAGAAAACAGGAGAGGGCAAGACAACAAGAGGAGCAGGAUAGAAAACGAGAGAUUGAAAUUGCUAGACAGAAAGAAAUGUUGAGACUAAGAGAGGAGGAGAGGCAGAGAGAGGAUGAGAGAGAGGAGCAGAGAAAGAAAGCCAUUAAAUGCCAUUUAUCUUUAAUUAGAGAGAGACAAAAAAUAAUACAGGCAAAAAAAAGGGAGGAGAUGGUGGAAGAGGAAAGAAGGGAGAUCCUUGAGUACAAGAGGGGUGACUUAGAGGAGGAGGAGAAGGAAGAUGACAAGGAGGACAUUCUCCCACCUGAUAAAAGUAUCAGAAGGAGAGCUGUGGGCUGGGUGAAUAAAACAUGGGAGAAGAGGAACCUCAGAAAGAUAGAGAGAACGUAUCAGAGAGAGGCUGAGGAGGGCCAUAAGAUCGUCCACAUAGCCAUCCCUGGACACACAAGGCUAACAUCCACCAUGACCCGGGCAGAGAGAUUUAGUAAAAAGCAAUAUUGUUGUUACGGUGUGGAUUGUUUUGUUAUUUAUUAG